AAAAGACGCCGCCUUUCUUCUUCUCUGCAAACAUUUCACGAGUGACUCCGAACUCAGAUAAAUCUUAACUCUCAGUUCCAUUGGUGUUUCGACCAACAGCCACAAUCUUUUUUGGUGUAUAAGUUAUACUCUCAGUACUCAAGAAUUAAAAAGGGGAAGAAAUUGGUAAACUCUAUCGCCGGAGAAUUUUCGGUUUAUCCUCCUAUUCGUAUGGAACUUGAUUUAUCUGUUCUAGGUCGUUCUUUCAUUGUCACCAGAAGGAACUCAAGUAUCACGAGACCAUGUAUCCAAAGCUCGAAUUUUUCAGUAAGAGUUCUUCAGAGAAACAAGCAUCGCCCACUCUGUUUCUCCACUAAUCCGUCCAAUUCCAGUUUUAUUAGAUUCCAAAAAGGAUGUGACUUUAGUCAUAGAUGUCAGUUUGUUGUGUUGAGUGCGACUGGAGAUCAUGUGGGUAUUAGUCAGAAACAUUCCGAUUCCACCGAAAAAGUCGAUUCGAUUAGGAUUUUGCUGAAACGGGGAAUCGUUUUAGGGGCAGUGGUGUGUGGAGUUUUGUUUUAUGGAUGUGGGAAAGUAUUAGCAUCAACAAGUGUGGUGGAUGUGGCUUUUAGUAAGAGUAUAUUGUUGUUGAAGAAUGCUUGGCCAAAAACUUCUCAGGUUCUUAAGGUUCUUAGAGAGCAAGGUCUAAUCUUAGCUGUGCUUCUCGGUUUAUCAGCAUUCUUCUCCAUGGCAGAGACUUCCAUCACCACUCUCUGGCCCUGGAAGGUGCGCGAGUUGGCUGAAAAAGAGCCUGAAAAUGGCGUUUUCAGGAUGCUCCGCAGUGAUGUUACCAGAUUUUUGACAACCAUACUUAUUGGAACAACUGUUGUUAAUAUUGCGGCGACUGCCUUGGUCACUAAAGCGGCAACAGCUAUUUUUGGUGAAGCUGGUGUUAGUGCAGCCACAGGAGUGAUGACGGUAGCCAUAUUACUCCUGACUGAAAUAACUCCGAAAAGUGUAGCGGUUCACAAUGCUCAAGAGGUUGCCAGGAUUGUGGUCAGACCAGUGGCGUGGCUUUCCUUGAUAUUAUAUCCUGUUGGAAGAGUAGUAACAUAUCUUUCGAUGGGAAUUCUGAAAAUUCUUGGUUUGAAAGGACGGAGUGAACCAUAUGUUACUGAAGAUGAAUUGAAACUAAUGCUACGUGGUGCAGAAUUAAGUGGGGCUAUAGAAGAGGAAGAGCAGGAUAUGAUUGAAAAUGUGUUAGAGAUAAAGGAUACGCAUGUUCGAGAGGUGAUGACUCCUCUUGUUGAUGUAGUUGCAAUAGAUGGCAGCGGCAGCCUGGUUGACUUCCAUAACUUUUGGGUGACCCAUCAAUACUCAAGGGUUCCUGUUUUUGAGCAGAGGAUUGAUAACAUAGUUGGUAUUGCAUAUGCUAUGGAUCUCCUAGAUUAUGUUCCAAAGGGUAAAUUGCUUGAAAGUACCACUGUGGUGGACAUGGCACAUAAACCUGCAUUCUUUGUCCCUGAUUCGAUGUCAGUUUGGAAUCUUCUUAGAGAGUUUAGAAUAAGAAAGGUUCACAUGGCAGUUGUUCUUAAUGAAUAUGGUGGAACCAUCGGAAUAGUAACUCUUGAAGAUGUGGUCGAAGAGAUUGUUGGUGAAAUAUUUGAUGAAAACGAUUCAAAGGAGGAAAUUCAGAAGAAAACGGGUUAUAUCGUGAUGAGAGCAGAGGGGAUAUAUGAUGUUGAUGCCAACACUUCGAUUGACCAGUUAUCUGAAGAACUCAACAUAAAGAUGGCAGAGGGCCAUCAGUAUGAGACAGUCUCAGGUUUUGUCUGUGAGGCCUUUGGGUAUAUCCCAAAGACAGGUGAGAGUGUGACGGUAGUUCUUGAAAAGGAAAACUGGGAAGAGAAUGAUGAACAAGACGAGGGUAAGCACGAGCGUCAAGAUCAGAAGGAGAAGCACCAAAUUUAUAGACUAGAGAUACUAGCAGGGAAUGCCAGAAAAGUGAGUGCAGUCCGGUUCGAACGAGUUAGUGAUAUGGAUCAAGUGUCAGAGGCCCGAGAUGUAAAAAACAUGGUUCCCAAAUUCGUAAGAAAAUGGAGCAGUGAGGAAGAUUCCGAUGGUAAUCUCCAAGCCAAGAAUGCCGUCUUUGAUGAGCAUCUAAUUGCAGAAACUGAAAGUAUGAAGAAAGAAUAAUGAUAAAAGAGGAAAGAGGUGUUGUAAGUUUAAAUUGCAUGUAUAGAAAGACUCGUUAUAAUGUUCACCAGAAAGUAGUAACUAUACCUUCUUAAUACAUGUUGGGAAACAAUUUAUUCGAAAUUUAUGAGGAAUACGAGAAAAAGUCCGAUGAGCACACAAAUAGCAGCUUUCAGGUCUUCCGACUUCAUACUUGUCUGAUUCUAGCUAGCUAGCUAGGUUUCCCAAAUCUAAGAAAUUGUUUGACAGAAUAAUAAAGAAAGUUAAUAUAUUUCACUAGGCAGUGUAUGUGUUUAUACACACGCUCACCGAUGCAAUUAGGAUUCAUUACGUUAGAGAUUAAUUAGGAUUACGAUAACUAUGAAUAUUCCACAUGAGUCUUUUAUGUUUUAGGAUUCAUAACACAAUACUAAAAAAGAUUUGCAUUUUGAUGAGAUGAACUUAAAGGAUUCUCGGAGAUCGUUAUGCGUAUCGGCUUGGAGAAUCGAAGUAAGGGUGCUCGGAUGAUAUAAGAUUUAUCGAUCAAAGAGAAGUCAUACGUUGUGACUAGAUGAUGAAGAAAUAUAGCCAUCUGAAGCCUAGCAAACUCUGCUCCUGCACAUAGUCUUGCACCACCACCAAACGCCAUGAACGUUUUAGAGCCAGAAAGCAAU
Molecule: messenger RNA, 2825 nt
Organism: Arabidopsis thaliana (thale cress)
Lineage: Eukaryota; Viridiplantae; Streptophyta; Magnoliopsida; Brassicales; Brassicaceae
Product: CBS domain-containing protein / transporter associated domain-containing protein
Exons: 14
Coding region: 211-2172 (653 amino acids)
Cellular component (GO): chloroplast membrane; chloroplast inner membrane
Molecular function (GO): flavin adenine dinucleotide binding
Source: RefSeq, marked reviewed